AUGUGGAUGGAAUUUGUUGGUGCGGCACCCAUACUGAUGCAGCACGGUUGCAGCAAUCUUCAAGAAGUCUGCAAACCAGAGAUUAUACCUACCUACCUCUCUCUCUCGAGAGGCAAAAACAGGAAAAAAAGAAUGCUGGCACUGCUUAUCUUCGUGGCCACGAUCCAAGGCUCGCUCGCCGGAAUCCCCCACGAGAUCCACAUCCUCCAGCCGCAGUCGAGAGCCGCCAGCGAGCGUGUGCACGGCUUGUCUUGCCUGAGCUGGAGGUUGGGCGUGGAGACUAACAACAUCAAGAACUGGGACACGGUCCCACGAGAGUGUGAAGGCAAUGUGGGUCACUACAUGCUGGGGCAUCAGUAUAGGGAGGACUCGAAGGUGGUGGCACGAGAGGCCGUGCUCUACGUGAGGAGCCUGAAGCUCGCUGGAGACGGCAAAGACGUGUGGGUGUUCGACAUCGACGAGACCUCGCUCUCCAAUCUCCCUUAUUAUGCGAAGCAUGGAUUCGGAGUGGAGCCCUACAAUGCAACGUCGUUUAAUCAGUGGGUCCUGAAAGGCAAAGCACCAGCGCUCCCAGAGACGCUGAAGCUGUACCACGAAGUGUUGAAACUGGGGAUCAAGCCCAUCUUCCUCACCGGAAGAAGCGAGGACCAGAGGAAGAUCACUUCCUCCAAUCUCAGGAAUGCCGGGUUUCACAAGUGGGAGAUGCUCAUCUUGAAGGGAUCGGAUUACUCGGAGACAACGGCGGUGGUGUACAAAUCAAACGAGAGGAGGAAGGUGGAAGAGAGCGGGUACAGAAUCAUUGGCAACAUCGGAGACCAAUGGAGCGACGUGCUCGGAACCCAUGCUGGCAACCGGACCUUCAAGUUGCCCGACCCCUUGUAUUACAUUAGUUGAUCACUUUCCAUCUGAUUCUCUUCGUUGAUCAAGGGCCCAUUUUAACUAAUAAAUCUCUUGAGAUGAGCG
Messenger RNA from Syzygium oleosum, 963 nucleotides. RefSeq names its product acid phosphatase 1-like. The transcript is spliced from 4 exons. Lineage: Eukaryota; Viridiplantae; Streptophyta; Magnoliopsida; Myrtales; Myrtaceae. Bases 1 to 894 code for a protein of 297 amino acids. The record is from RefSeq and is a predicted model, not a curated record. Gene Ontology annotation, molecular function: acid phosphatase activity.